GUCAGUGUAACAAAUCUGUUAGUUAGCUGGCUUGGCAGGGUAAUUGGCAGGGUAAUGGAAGAACUGUCUUUCUAAAUGUAUAUCUUUGCUUCCCUUUUCCUAAUUAACAGAAGAUUGUGUCCUAACACAGAGGAAUUAGUAACAGUGGGUGAAACAGGAUCAGAGCCAUGAAGCUGGAGAUACCAGAAGCAUUUGAAGAUGUCGCUGUUGACUUCUCAAGAGAGGAAUGGGAGAUGCUGAGCAAAGAGGAUAAGGAGAUUUACCAGGAGGUGAUGGUACAGAACUAUGAUCACAUGGUCUCAGUAGGCUAUAACAUUCCAGUAGAUCACCUACUGCUGUUACUUACCAAACCAGGUGACCUUUCAUUUAACAUUACAGAAGACGUGGCCAGACGUCAGGGUGGACUUCAUGAAGCCACCAUCAAAAUCAACAGGUGUCUGAAUCACAGCAGCUUUCAGAGUCGGCAGUCAUCAGUCCAGAAUAUUUUGAAUCCUAAACACAAGAAGCACAUUAAUGACAAGACGCAAGUGCAAAAUGAACUGAAGCCAUAUAAAUGUGCCACAUGUGAUAGGAAUUUUACAUUUAAAUCUCUUCUUAAAAAUCAUCAAAGAAUCCACAGUGGAGAAAAGCUCUUCAUGUGUAAUGACUGUGGUAAGUGUUUCAAAAGGAAGGAAAAUUUAGCAUAUCAUGUGAAACUACAUGUGGGAGAGAAGCCAUAUAAAUGUUUCACAUGUGAGAAGAGUUUUGUAAUGAAGGAUCGUCUCUUAAGACAUGAGAAAAUACAUGGUGGUGAGAAACCUUACAAAUGUGAUACAUGUGGCAGGAGUUUUACAGAGAAGCGCAAUUUAUUAAAACACAAGGUAAUACACACCGGAGAGAAACCGUAUAAAUGUGAUAUCUGUGACAGAUGUUUUACAUAUAAGAGUACACUCUCAGUACACGAGAAAGUACACACCGGAGAGAAGCUGUAUAAAUGUGCUGCAUGUGGAAAAAGCUUUAAACACAAAAGCACCCUUUUAGCACAUGAAAAAAUACACACCGGAGAGAAGUUAUAUAAAUGUGCCACAUGUGACAAGAGUUUUACACAGAAGAGCACUUUACUAACACAUGAGAAAGUGCACACUGGUGUGAAGUUAUAUAAAUGUGCUACAUGUGAUAAAAGUUUUAUAGUCAAGGGUGCCCUUGCAAGUCACGAGAAAGUACAUUAUAAACAUUUACUGAAAUUAUACCAGAGAGACAAUCCAUUUAAAUGUGCUGCAUGUAACAAGAGUUUUACACACAAAAGUACUCUGUCAGCACAUGAGAAAAUACACACCGGGGAGAAGUUAUAUAACUGUGUCACAUGUGGCAAGAGUUUUACACAGAAGUAUAAUCUGUCAACACAUGAGAAGAUACACGUUGGGGAGAAGCCGUACAAAUGUGUAACAUGUUACAAGAGUUUUACACAGAGGUCUCAUCUCUCUAGACAUGAGAAAGUACACUUUGCAGACAAGCCAAGACCAUAUAAAUGUACUACUUGUAACAAAAGUUUCUCACAUCAUAGUAUCCUGUUAGCUCAUGAGAAAAUACACACGGGAGAGAAACCAUUCAAAUGUACCACAUGUGACAAAAGAUUCAUUCAGAAGUGGGAUCUUUCUAAACAUGAAAAAACACACUGUGCUGAGAAGCAAUAUAAAUGCCCUACAUGUUACAAAAGUUUUACAUAUAAGAGUACCCUCUCAGUACAUGAGAAAAUACACAGUGGAGAGAAGAUGUACAAAUGUGCCACAUGUGGAAAAAGUUUUACACGCAAGUGCACCCUCUCAGUACAUGAGAGAAAACACACUGGAUUGAAAAUGUAUACGUGUGCUACAUGUGGCAAAAGUUUUGCACACAAGAGCACACUCUCAAUGCAUGAAAAAAUACACACCGGAGAGAAGUCCUAUAUAUGUGUCACAUGUGGUAAGAGUUUUACGCAGAAGGGUAACCUCUCAGUACAUGAGAAAAUACAUACUUGUGAUAGGGAGAAACUAUAUAAAUGCUUUAAAUGUGAUAAAACAUUUACAAAAAAGAGUAAUCUCUCAGCACAUGAAAAACUGCAUUUCUGAAAGAAAACAUAUAAAUGUGUCAUUUUUAACAAGUUGUACACAAAAAAAAAUGUGCACAAAGGUUGUGUCUCUCAGAACAAGAAACAGCUUCAUGCCUUGUAACCAGCUGUAUACCUUAUGGCUGAGGAUUUGUACGCUGAAAGACAUAACAAUGUGGCAAGAAUGAGAACUUUUGUAGACUUUGCAAUGUGUUUGAGGAUGAGAAUCAAUGGAAACAAGAACCACAAAGCCUUAAGAGAAAGGAAGACAUAAUGAUCAUGUGGGAUAUCUUGUAUUAUUAAAAAAGCAGAAAUAAAAAAUAGAUAUUUUAGCUGAAAAAGGGGAGAAACAUGUCAUUGCUUAGCAAAUUUAUGUGGUUUAAUGGAGAUCACUCUUGUCUAGACACAAAACGUCCCAACUUCAAAACUGGGUGGAAGCAUUUUUUGACAGAACAAAUGAUGGACUAUGAGCUGCUUCCUGCAGUCCACAGUUUGAUACCUGCAGCCUCUGUAUGCUUUGUGUGUGACUCUAUAAACAAGCCAUUUAAGCAGACAUUGCUCCUGGGUCACCCUUGAAAAGGGACACCUGUCCCCAGUGCCCUUACCUUGGUCAUCAUCUUCUUUCGGCUGCUCCCUUUAGGGGUCACCACAGCAGAUCAUCUGUUUCCAUUUCUUCCUGUCCUCUGCAUCUUGCUCUGUCACACC
Protopterus annectens (West African lungfish) is the source of this 2770-nucleotide messenger RNA. Its product is annotated as gastrula zinc finger protein XlCGF26.1-like. The transcript has 4 exons. NCBI's taxonomy places the organism in Eukaryota, Metazoa, Chordata, Ceratodontiformes, Protopteridae. The coding region runs from base 168 to 2087 and encodes 639 amino acids. Gene Ontology annotation, molecular function: DNA-binding transcription factor activity, RNA polymerase II-specific; RNA polymerase II cis-regulatory region sequence-specific DNA binding. Gene Ontology annotation, biological process: regulation of DNA-templated transcription. The record is from RefSeq and is a predicted model, not a curated record.